This is a messenger RNA of Phialemonium atrogriseum, 1201 nucleotides long. RefSeq names its product Sin3 associated polypeptide p18-domain-containing protein. Lineage: Eukaryota; Fungi; Ascomycota; Sordariomycetes; Cephalothecales; Cephalothecaceae. Bases 267 to 1073 code for a protein of 268 amino acids. The record is from RefSeq and is a predicted model, not a curated record. The transcript is spliced from 2 exons. Gene Ontology annotation, cellular component: nucleus. Gene Ontology annotation, molecular function: transcription factor binding.
CCAGGACAGCGAUGAAGCUCCCAGCAUGACCAAAGCUUGGCAUCGAUGCAGGACCUGAACUCUAAGCCAGCACAUUCCUAAGCCAACCAACCCAAACCACAAAACCUCCCACCAGAGCCUCGCUAUUCAGCAACUUCGAGGGCUUCCACGAAGCAUGAACUUUACCUUGACCUCCGAUUGAACCCAUCCUUGCACCAAUUAUGAAAUGACCUGAGCCUGCCGCCAACAUUCCUACCACUCAUUCGCCUGUUACUCUGCUGUUCAAUAUGGAGGACUCAAGCAAGCUCGAUCGACAGUCAUCAACACCAUUUCUCCUAAAGCUCUUCUACCGCACCGGCUCAUUUCACAGGACGGAUGAACUCGCCUCCCCAUCCCACCUCCCAUCCCACCUCCCCAUCUACACCUGGACAGACUGCACCCUCUCCGAACUAUCCCACUACCUCGCCGCCGCAAGCCCGCCCAUCCUCCCCUCCCCCGCAAUCGGCACGCGCCUCGCCUUCCGGCUCGUCUACGCAGACGUCCGCGGCGGCGGCGGCGGUUCCAACGCCCCGCCCCGCUUCGUCGCCAAGGACCUGGGCUCCCUGGUGAUCGGCCACGGCGGGCCCGGCGCAGACGAAUCCGCGGAUGAGGAGGGCGACAAUGGCGGCGACGGCUCGAACGGUGCAGCGGCAGCAGGAGGAGGAGGAGGAGAAGAGGCAGGCGACAAGACCCUAGCAGACGCCAAGCUCGUCGCCGGCGACUUCGUCAGCUGCGCGAUCCUGCCGCCUCUCGAGGACACGGGCGCGGUGGCGCCACCGCUCGGCGCGCACACGGGGCGCGGCUCCGGCUCGGGCGAGGCGCUGGCGCCCAUGAGGAGGGGCGGGCGUCGUGGCGGGAUUGGCGGGCCCCGGGGUGUGGGCGGGCGCGGCGGUGGGCCCGGCGGUGGUGGUAGGGGGGUCAGGCAGUUCGGCGAUCGGGAUCGGGACUGGAAUCGGGAUAGGGACGCGGGGUUCCCGUCCGGCGAGUGGCGGCGUGGGGAGAGAUUGCCGGACGCGCCGGCUAGUCGGGGCCGGGGCAGAGGGCCGAGGUGGUGAGGCGGAUAAGCGUAUAAUUCUCAAACCGGUCUUUUGGAGGCGGCGUGAGGAGGCGUUUUGGCGGGCAUGUUUUUGAGGCCUUUGGCCUGGUAUUCCUAGAUUUCUAGCACGGCGUCAUAUAUCUUUUA